Molecule: messenger RNA, 1362 nt
Organism: Rosa rugosa (rugosa rose)
Lineage: Eukaryota; Viridiplantae; Streptophyta; Magnoliopsida; Rosales; Rosaceae
Exons: 5
Coding region: 278-1090 (270 amino acids)
Biological process (GO): protein modification by small protein removal
Molecular function (GO): peptidase activity
Source: RefSeq, a predicted model, not a curated record
AAUUCAUUGGCUUCUUUCGGGAAUUCGAUUCCAAUUUGGUUUCGUAAUGCUCCAGCUUUCUCGGAUUGUAGAACAUUCCGAGUUGUUGGGGUCCUAGGAUUGUCUGGAGGAUUUUGGUUUGGAAUUGGGGGUUUUGUAUUUGAUUUUGUUUGGAUCCCGCUCGUAUUGUCUAUUCGUUUUUGGGUUCUGAAAUUUGACGUUUUCGAAGGUACUCUUGAUUAGCAUAACAACUGCUGCGUUCUUUUACUGAGUAUUUUGAUACUGAACUGUGGGACAGAUGGCAGAGGAGGGUCAUAGGGUUACUUUGAAUGUAUAUGACCUAAGCCAAGGGCUAGCUAGACAGAUGUCUAUGGCAUUCAUAGGGAAGGCCAUUGAGGGCAUAUGGCAUACAGGAGUCUCAGUUUACGGUAACGAGUACUAUUUUGGGGGAGGCAUACAACACGCUCCUGCUGGAGCGACACCAUAUGGGACACCAAUUCGGGUGGUAGAAUUAGGUGAAACACAUGUCCCCAAGGAUGUUUUUGAGUCGUAUUUACAGGAGAUCAGUCCCCGAUAUACUGCGGAGACCUAUAGUCUUGUAACUCACAAUUGCAAUAACUUUAGCAAUGAGGUUGCUCAGUUUUUGGUUGGUGCAACCAUACCCGACUAUAUUCUGCAGCUUCCUAAUGAAAUUAUGAGCAGUCCAAUGGGAGCUCUUAUAUUGCCUAUGAUUCAAAAUUUGGAAAUGACUUUGAAAAGUGGCGCUGCUCCUCAAGCUCCACAAUUCAGGCCUCCUUCUGCAGUCCAGCCAACAGCUGAUGUGACGAAACCCUUGAGUAAUUCUAACAAUGCGGCUGCUGAUAAAUCAAAAUCUGGAGGGCAGCUCUCCAAGCCGGAGGAGAAUAAAAAGUCAGGGAGUUCUCUUAAACCUGGCAAUGGGGUUGUAGAUCCUCUUGGGGAUGCUCGAAGUAAGGUGCAAGAAGAGAUUGCGGCUGAAUUUGCUGCACUCAUGGCAAGUGGAACAUUGCGUGCAAGUGAGGCUGCAGCACUGGCAACAAGAAAAGUUAUGGAGAGAUAUGGUCAUGCAGGCACACCAAUGUCACAGAGUUGAGAGUUAUAUGGACAAUAUUUCUGUCUUUUCAGACUUGUGGUUUGACUUUCACCUAUUUGAGGGAAGAUGUGAUUCGAUUUGCUUCUGAUUUGUAUUGGUACUGAUUGCUUCUCCUACCACCCUUUUUCAAUGUUUGUAUUUUAAAGAAGCAACAUAGUCCCUUGUACCUAGCUGAUCAGACUCUAGGAUUUGUGGGAUUCUUGAGGAAAUAUUUCCUCUUCCUGCAUAAUUGAUUAAUAAUAUAAUAAUUUCAUGGGUUAAUUACAUAUAAA